This is a messenger RNA of Phaeoacremonium minimum UCRPA7, 612 nucleotides long. RefSeq names its product putative dna-binding protein. The transcript has a single exon. NCBI's taxonomy places the organism in Eukaryota, Fungi, Ascomycota, Sordariomycetes, Togniniales, Togniniaceae. The record is from RefSeq and is a predicted model, not a curated record. Bases 1 to 612 code for a protein of 203 amino acids.
AUGGCCCAUGCACCUUCGCCUAUGAAGCUUCGCCUGCGAUCUCGCAAGAGCGAUGCCAAUAUCUCCAGCGAAAAUUCCAUCAUUCAGCGCAAGCGCAUUGUGAAGCGCGCGCCGCCUCGAGGGCUCAACAAGAGGCGUCGGGCCCUUGAUGACGACAUAGGCCGGGAUGACGAUGACUGCAACAGCGACCUGGAGUUCAACGUGGAAGACGAGAGGGAUGUGCACGCUAUCGAUGAUGUUGAGGAGCUACCUCAACGACCGCAAACACCGAAGCGAGCGCGCAUCGCGCCUGAAGCCAUACCUCUUGGGCUUGAGCGCUCCGACUUCCAUACGCUACACGCGGACGGCAUUCCAGACGACAGCAAGGCAGAGGGCACAGAUGUCCAAGCUGAGGCCGAUGGCGAGCUCUGGAGCACCGAGGAGGACCGGAUGCUUGUAGAGCUUGUGCUUGAGAAGCUGAAGCUGUCAAAGUCCGAAUGGCAAGACUGUGCGCGAAGUCUAGGCAAGGACCGCAAUAGUCUCAGCCGACGUUGGAAGAGUCUUGUGCUUCAAGGCGACGUGGGACUCAAGAGGAGUAGUCGGCGAGGCAAGAUCCAUUCUACUUGGAGGUGA